Ipomoea nil (Japanese morning glory) is the source of this 1549-nucleotide messenger RNA. Its product is annotated as putative protein TPRXL. Gene Ontology annotation, biological process: cortical microtubule organization. NCBI's taxonomy places the organism in Eukaryota, Viridiplantae, Streptophyta, Magnoliopsida, Solanales, Convolvulaceae. The transcript has 6 exons. The record is from RefSeq and is a predicted model, not a curated record. The coding region runs from base 191 to 1549 and encodes 452 amino acids. Gene Ontology annotation, cellular component: cortical microtubule.
AGUCUUGAUCAGCGUGUGGGUCACGUUAAUGAUGUAAAGUUUGUUUCCUUCCUCCGUUUUCUCCGACAAUUUCAGCGGCGCCAUUCUUCCCUGUUCUCUGACAUUUCUUGACGCCCAUUUCGUCUACCAUCUUUCUGAGAAAGUGAGAAGCUCUCAAGUGUCUGCUACUAUUUAAACAUUCAGCUCAGAAAUGGCAGCUUCAGUACAGUGCAGGGCUGAGGAGAGGACUCUUGGGAUGGUGAUGAAAGAGGUAGAUGAAGAUCUUGCUAUCUUCCUUCAAAGGCGGCGCAAUGAUUUGAUUGUCGAAGAAUCACGAGAUGAUCAGAGGUAUUUGGUAUCAAAUGAGACAUUGACAAGGCCUGCUACACAGAUGGCAAUGGAAAAGUUUCUGAGUUCUGAGAAUGAAGGAGACUAUGAAUGGCUUCUUUCACCCCCGCGUGUGCCUUCAUAUAGUUCAUCGGACACCGAGGAGCAGAAAGCUAUAGCAAAUCCAACGAGGACGAGUUCAGAUUCAACUCCUUUGAAAUAUACGAACACAGAUUCUGGGGAGGAUAAAACCUCACAAAAUAUGUCAUCUGUACAUCCUUCUACCAGAAAAUGUGCUUCUUUGCCUAACAAGAACGCUUCUCGUGCUGGGAGUGGAAGGCCAUUAAUGGAGGCAAGAAAACCGACUUCUUCUAGGUCUGCAACGCCCACUAGACAACAACGUGUGCCUUCGAGAGCUUCCACACCUUCUUCACGUGCAUCGUUUGUUUCUGCUAAGCCUGUUGCUGUUCCAGCAAGGUCUUCAACUCCAGUUAGAGCUAAUUCGCGUUCUUCCACCCCAACUGCUAGAGCCACGGUUUCAGCCACUUCAAAGUCUGCCUCAAGGUCUUCAACACCAACUCAUAGACCAUCAACUACAUCUAGUUCUAGCUCGUCUGCAGUUUCUGCUAGAUCUUCAUCGGUGCCAAAAAGAGCUCCCACUACUAUGUCAAGAAAUCUGUCAUCUUCUAGUGGGACUUCUCCAACCGUGACAUCCAGGCCAAGUUUGUCCCGUGAUGAUUCCACUAAAAGGCCUUCUUCUGCAUCCAGGGCGAGGCCAAGUUCUCCUAUUCUUCGACCAUCUACUACUAACAAUGCCACUGGUGAAAUUUCGCGGUGUAAAUCACACUCUUCUUCAAGAAGUAAAACCCCUACUACUAUUACAGCUCCUGGCAGUGGGAGCACUUUGGUUUCCAGGAGUAGAGGACACAGCGAUAAUAAAGAUGAUGUGAAUCCCGUAGUGGUGGGUACAAAGAUGGUUGAAAGAGUUGUAAACAUGAGAAAACUAGGUCCAGCCAAGCCAGACGCCUCCAAAAAGUCCUCGUAUUCUCAGGAGAGUUCAGGCUUUGGGACAUCCUUCUCCAAGAAGGCUCUCGACAUGGCUCUGAGGCAUAUGGAUAUAAAACGCAGAACUCCUGGUAAUUUGCGCCCAGUAUCAACUGGGGCUCCACCUGCCCCAAUGAAUGGCUCUAGUAAGAGUGAACCAGCAUGUAGUGUCUCUGACCAUCUUCUUGAAUUGCCAUGA